Molecule: messenger RNA, 591 nt
Organism: Rhopilema esculentum
Lineage: Eukaryota; Metazoa; Cnidaria; Scyphozoa; Rhizostomeae; Rhizostomatidae
Source: RefSeq, a predicted model, not a curated record
AUGGAAGAUACCUUGGCAAAUGAGGAUGCGGAUUAUGCUGCCUACAUUACUAGCCAGAGAUAUUUACAACGGCGUCAGACUGUGCCCGCCACUCUGAAAAUGGGCAACAAUCAGGCGGAAAAUAAAUCGAUCGCUGAAUCGUUGAAGAAGAUAUGGAAGGACUGUUUCUCAAAAAAAGAUCAAACUAAAAAAGAGGCGAAGAAGCUGGAAAAAGAAAACGAACAUUCUCACGACUCACCGCGAGCAUUGGCAAAGCGGAUGAAAAUACGACAGUCAUCAGCAUCUGAGGAAGACAUACUCCAUUUUGCUGUCUCUAGAGACGAUAUCAAAGCAGCGAAAAAUAUUCUUGAGAAUGGCAAAGUCGAAAUCAACGCGAUGCGCCCACCAGGCGUAUCACCACUACACCAGGCGUGUGCCACGGGAAGUUUAGAAUGCAUAGAUCUGCUUCUACGCCACGGUGCCUCAGUCGAACUGAAAACAUGGCAAGGGCAAUCGGCGUUGCAGGUGGCGGCGAGGUAUGGGCAUUUCGAGGUGGCGGAGCUACUAUUGCAAAACGGUGCAAAUAUGGACGACAUCAAAGAUGGGUUUUGA